Messenger RNA from Epinephelus moara (kelp grouper), 1525 nucleotides. RefSeq names its product alcohol dehydrogenase class-3-like. Bases 16 to 1284 code for a protein of 422 amino acids. NCBI's taxonomy places the organism in Eukaryota, Metazoa, Chordata, Actinopteri, Perciformes, Serranidae. The transcript is spliced from 10 exons. Gene Ontology annotation, biological process: formaldehyde catabolic process. Gene Ontology annotation, cellular component: cytosol. Gene Ontology annotation, molecular function: S-(hydroxymethyl)glutathione dehydrogenase [NAD(P)+] activity; zinc ion binding. The record is from RefSeq and is a predicted model, not a curated record.
AAGUGUCGUAAAGUCAUGUACGUGAAACACGAUCCAUUCGCGUCCGCGUAUGCAUAUUUAAAGGAGCAGGCGGUCAGCUGGUUGACUCAUACACAAGGCAAAGAUAAGAAACACGGGAAUUUAAUUAUUAAACAUCACUCAACUAUGUCGACAACAGGUCAGGUGAUUAAAUGCAAAGCAGCUGUGGCAUGGGAGCCUGGGAAGCCUGUGUCCAUUGAGGAUGUGGACGUGGCCCCGCCUAAAGAGCACGAAGUCCGCAUCCAGGUUGUUGCCACAGGCGUGUGCCACACAGACUGGGAAUACCUGUACGAGGCUGGAAAAGGGAUGAAGUUCAGACCGUUCCCAUUGGUUCUCGGCCACGAAGCAGCAGGGAUAGUGGAGAGUGUCGGUCCUGGAGUCACCAAAUUCUCACCGGGCGACAAAGUUAUUCCUCUUUUUCUGCCACAGUGUGGGGAUUGUGAUCGAUGUCGGAGUCCUAAAACCAAUCACUGCCGGAAGAACUGGUCAUACACACAAGUGGGUGUCCUGGCUGAUGGUACAAGCAGGAUUUCUUGCAAGGGGCAGCAGGUCUACCAGUUCCUCGGCGUCAGUUCCUUCUCCCAGUACACUGUGGUUAUCGACACCUCACUUGCGAAGAUAAGAAGUGAUGCACCGCUGGACAAAGUGUGUCUGCUGGGCUGUGGAGUCUCCACCGGUUAUGGUGCUGCUAUUAAUGCAGCCCAGGUUGAAAAGGAUUCCUCAUGUGCCGUGUUUGGGCUCGGAGCUGUCGGACUGGCGGCCAUCAUGGGCUGCCAGGCUGCUGAGGCGAAAAGGAUCAUCGCAGUGGACGUCAACCCUGACAAGUUUGAGAUAGCGAAAAAGUUUGGAGCCACUGAUUGUGUCAACCCCAGAGAUCAUGAAAAGCCCAUCCAGGAGGUAGUGGUGGAGAUGACGGAAGGAGGGGUGGACUACGCUCUGGAGUGUGUUGGAAGUACAGCUAUUAUGAGCGCUGCGCUUGAGUCUACAAUAGACGCCUGGGGCACCUGUGUCAUCGUUGGGUGGUCAGAGACGGAAGCCAUGGAAGUCGUGGUUGAAAAGAUCCUGAUGGGACGCACCUUGAAGGGGACUUAUUUUGGAGGCUGGAAGAGUGUGGACGAUGUGCCUAAACUGGUGGAUGCCUACAUGAACAAAAAGCUGAAGCUGGAUGAGUUUAUCACCCACACCCUCCCUCUGAAAGAAAUUAAUGUGGCCUUUGAAUAUAUGAGAACCGGGACAAGCAUCCGUACUGUGAUCAGUCUGUCGUAAGAGGAGGCUACACCCACAGUGGCUGCCUAACAGGAUGACAAAUUCAGUGUUAUUGUAAUGAUACUUUGCGUAAAACUCUUUACUCUUUCUGCUCUUUUUCCUAAAAGAUAUAAAAAGUUUACCUUGCUUGAUUUUAUAGCAGCUGAGCACAUUAUCCACUAGAGGGCAAUGUUAUAUCAUGUAAGAGCUUCUGUGUAUGUGUCCGUGUAUAUCAUCUAACUUUAUAAAGACAUUGCUUUUC